This is a messenger RNA of Strongylus vulgaris, 453 nucleotides long. The record is from the annotation of a GenBank genome assembly. Lineage: Eukaryota; Metazoa; Nematoda; Chromadorea; Rhabditida; Strongylidae.
CUGCUCUUCCAGACAAGAUAUAAAGGUGCAUGGAAUAUUCACUUUUGGUUGGGAGAAAAAGCGACAAGCGACGAAAUUGGUACAGCAGCGAUAAAAGCUGUAGAGAUGGAUGAAGCUAAGGGUGGUCUUCCUGUACAGUAUCGAGAAUUGCAAUUUCACGAGUCACCCUUGUUCUUGUCCUACUUCCCAGAUGGAAUCAGAUAUCUGGAGGGAGGCUGUGAAUCGGGAUAUCGUCAUGUUGAGGACAAACUGAAGGAUUUCAAGCCCCGCCUGUACCAUUGUAAAGGAAAGAGGAAUGUGCGAUGUGCACAGGUAGAAUGUAAGAAGGAGUCGCUGAAUCUUGGAGAUGUUUAUAUUUUGGACCUCGGACGCAUGAUUUACGUUUGGAUGCCUCCUGAAAGCGGUCGAUUGGAACGGAUAAAAGGUAUGAGUUGCGCAAAAAAUAUCGCUGAG